UCUCUUAGUUAUCCUGUGGUGACAUGUCUUUAUGGAUGUAAACUUCUGAUUAUUGGUUGUAUUGCACACGAGUUUCUCAUUUUUCUUCUUCUUGAUUGCUUGAAAUAAACCAUUUCUAAUCUAAUCUAAUAAUGUUUCAUUCCCCCCCCCCCCCAUCAUUCUACAGCAAUGGAAUAUCCCAUCAAGUUGAAGCAUAGAUAUUGGAGUGAUGGUGAAAAUUAUCAUUAUCAUUAUAAUGGUGCAAUAAAAUAAGAAAAAAAAAUGAAAACCAACAUUCUAGCAGUGUAAGUUAAACACGAAAAACAAAAGUAAUGUGCAGGAAGACAGUAAAACUGGAAAAAGAACAAAAUCAAAAGAACUCAAGAGGAUAAAGAAAGUAAUUCAUUAUAUAAUUCUUUUUUUUCUUCUUAAAAUGGACUAAUCCAUAGUGUCCUGUUUUGUUCCACCAUUGAAGUAAUCAUUCAAUCCUUGCAGAAAACCCCAUGUUAUUGGUCACCUGAGGCCCCCCAAACUGCUAGGUACGCCCCUGCUCAAAACUACUUAACUGAAAAAUUGCUUACAGAACUCCCUGAAAACUCAAAAUUCACACUUAAUGUGUGGAGACGUAUUUGCAAAUUGAUCAUUAAAAGACAAAAUGUGGCAGGAAAAAUGCUAUAGCAUCUAAUUUUGUGUAAAAUUUAACAUUGCAUUAAAAAAAUAAUAGAAUAAAGUGCACAAAAUAACUUUUUACGUAAUAAAAGCGUGUCCUGUAGACUUGCAGCUCAUCUGGAUUCACAAAAAAGAAGAAUUUUCACAAUAAUGACGAUGAUAGAAUAAGUGAUGCUUUUGUGGUGCGGAGGUGAGGGGAGUUGUGUUGUUUUUCUUUGCCAGUCUCCUCCUCACAGCCAAUAGUAAGUUCGGAUCGACUCCCCUCUUCUUUUUUUUCCCCUGCUCCUUCUCUCCCUCCUCGUGCUGUCCUCCCCGUGCACGCGCGUGGUACCCACGGUCGUGAGGAGGAGGAGGAUGUUGCGCGUGAAGGGGAAAUGGCUGCCGAAAACAAGCCGGAAGGACUGAAGAAAGUUCGUAAUCCGGAUCGAAUGUACAGAUCAGCAGUGUGUUAUGCUGGCCACGGUCCACCUAAGAGUAUCAGUGAUGACACAGAGACGAACAAUGAACAUGGACAUUUGAAAAUAUACCUACCCAAGAAGCUGCUUGAAUGUCUACCAAAAUGCACGUCGCUGCCAAAGGAGAGACACCGGUGGAACACUAAUGAGGAAAUUGCAGCUUACUUGAUAACAUUUGAAAAGCAUGAAGAAUGGCUAACGACAUCCCCUAAAACAAGGCCUCAGAAUGGGUCGAUGAUACUCUACAAUAGGAAGAAGGUGAAGUACAGAAAAGAUGGCUACUGCUGGAAGAAAAGAAAAGACGGGAAGACCACGCGGGAGGAUCACAUGAAGUUGAAAGUGCAGGGAGUCGAGUGUCUGUAUGGCUGUUACGUCCACUCCUCCAUCAUCCCCACCUUCCACCGUAGGUGCUACUGGCUGCUCCAGAACCCCGAUAUCGUCCUCGUCCACUAUUUGAAUGUCCCAGCCAUCGAGGAUUGUGGGAAACCAUGCGGGCCAAUACUGUGCUCCAUCAAUACCGACAAGAAAGAAUGGGCCAAGUGGACCAAGGAGGAGCUGAUUGGCCAGCUCAAGCCAAUGUUUCAUGGCAUCAAGUGGACUUGCAGCAAUGGGAACAGCAGCUCUGGCUUCUCAGUGGAGCAGCUAGUGCAACAGAUUCUGGACAGCCACCAAACUAAGCCACCUCCCCGGACUCACAACUGCCUCUGCACUGGUACCCUGGGUGCUGGGAGCAGCGUACACCACAAAUGUAACAGCGCCAAACACCGCAUCAUCUCCCCUAAAGUAGAUGCCCGCUCUGGAGGCUACAGCAAUGCACACUCUGAGGUCCAAAACAAUGACGUGUCAGAGGGCAAGACCGAGCACAAUGCCCAUGGGGGCAGCAAAAGCUCUGGGAGUGGAGGUGGAGGGGGCAGCGCCAGGGAGAAACGCAACGGCAAAGUCCACAAGCCUGUCCUGCUGCAUCAGAACAGCACAGAAGUGUCAUCCACCAACCAGGUGGAGGUCCCCGACACCACGCAGAACUCCCCUGUCUCCAUCAGCAGUGGCCUCAAUAGUGAUCCAGAUAUGGCCGACAGCCCUGUGGUGACAGGAAUGAGCCACGUGGCCUCGGUGAUGUCCAGCCUGUCCCAGAGCGUGUUCAUGUCUGAGGUCCCUGGAGACCCUGUCUACAGCAUGUCUCCUACUGGGGGUCCCAACACUCAUCUGAUGGGUCCCGAUGCCGCUUCACAGGGCUUGGUGCUGUCUGUGAACCCUGAUCGGCACAAAUUUGCCUUCCCUGGUGGAGGAGGAGUGGGGGAACCCGGAACGACCACAGCAGGAAAUAGCCUGUCCAUGUUGUCCAGCGCUGGGGUGUCGGAGGAACUGGUGCUAAGCAGCAGUCUGGACUCUGGAACCAUAAAGAUCCCAGAGACUAGCAUGAACUUUGACCCGGACUGCUUUCUAAACAAUCCCAAACAAGGCCAGACCUAUGGGGGCAGUGCAAUGAAGACAGAGGGCAACUCCUCCUCAGCCUCUUCUGGAGGGAGCAGUAAUACCAAUGGCAACAUGCAGCGCUCCCCCACCAUGUCGGACAAUGGCUACACUUUCAGCUCAGCUCUGGUGAAGAACAUCAAGACAGAAGAUACUUCCUUUGAGCAGCAUCUGGCCAAAGAGAGUGGCUACCAAGUGGGUGGAGUAGUAAACUGUGGAAGUGGAGUCUCUGUGCCAUCUGGUGGGACCUCAGGCCAGGGCAACCUCGGUUUAACUGCAGCCGGUUCUUUGCUUCCCUCUGGUGGGGGUCUCAGCCCCAGCACCACCUUGGAGCAAAUGGACUUCAGUGCCAUUGAUGCCAAGCAAGACUACACAUCUGGUGCUACCACAGUGAGCUACGGUCAGGCCCUGCCCAGUCCUCACAUGCAACACCAAAACCGCUCACCCAGCUUCUUCCUCCAGGAUGCUUCUCAAACCAGCCAGAAUCAACAGGGGAGGCCCGGCAUGGGACAGAAAACACACAUGAUGGAGCACAACUCCCACGACUCCGGAGCUUACAUGGGGCUGCAGGUGGUAAAAUCGGACUCUCCCGGCAGCAACGGACACCUUCAUCACCACCAUCAGGCUCAUCAGGCCCAGCACAGAACCAACUGUAACGGAGGCUCACCCACAGAAGGACCAGGUCAGGCCGGGUCCCUGCAGCUGUUGCAGUACCAGGGCAGCUUUCCAGGACUGGGCACUGAGCAUGAGGAGGUAGUUGGUUUAGAGCAGCCUGGCAGCGUGGGUUCAGGUCAAGCUGGAGCCUCAGAGAGCGGAGCUGAGAAUCUGCUCAAGCCAACAGAUCACAUUCAAGCCUGUGGAGCUGGAAAUGGAGAGGGAGGUGGAGCAGAGCACUACCUGCAACAAGCAUCGGACAGUGGUGGGGUGGGGACAGGAAAUGCCGGUGAAGGAGUAGCUAUUCAUAAUGGAAAUAACAACAGUGAUGGCAGCAACCGCACCCAGCAGCAACAACAGCUCCAGCCUCUUCUCCAAGGCACAAGCAUGGUCCAAGGACUGUAUAAUGCAGUAGGAACCCACCAAAGCUUGGGUGGAGCGGCCAGUAAUGGAGGCGCAGGAGGAACGGGCAUGGAGAUCAGUCUGGACCAUUUCGACAUAUCAUUUGGAAACCAGUUCUCUGACCUGAUCAAUGACUUCAUCUCAGUGGACGGCAGCGGAACUGCCAUGUCGACUGCAGGUGCCCUGUACGCUCACCAGCUGGUCACGUCACACAGCUCAGAAAAUCAGGGCACAGCAGGUGGACCCCCCCAGCAGGGCCAGGAGGAUGGAGGGGCCAGAGGAUCUGGCUACAGCCCCUCGGAGCUCUGCCUUCAACCCUGCUGCAGCCCCCAGUCUUUGGGAGGGGGGGCUGGGGCAGAAGGGAACACGGGAGAAGCAGGAUCGCUGUCCUACAUGAAUGUUGCAGAGGUGGUUUCUGCAGCUGUUGCCCAGGGGGCUCUGGGGAUGCUGCAGGCCACGGGGCGCCUCUUCAUGGUCACUGACUACUCCCCUGAGUGGUCCUAUCCUGAGGGUGGAGUGAAGGUGCUGAUCACUGGUCCCUGGCAAGAAGCCAGCUCAAACUACAGCUGCUUGUUCGACCAGAUCUCUGUCCCAGCAUCUCUCAUCCAGCCGGGGGUGCUGCGUUGCUACUGCCCAGCUCAUGACACCGGCCUGGUGACACUGCAGGUGGCCAUCAGUAACCAGAUCAUAUCCAACUCUGUGGUGUUUGAGUACAAGGCUCGUGCUCUUCCAUCACUGCCAUCAUCUCAGCACGACUGGCUGUCUCUGGAUGACAACCAGUUUAGAAUGUCUAUCCUGGAGCGCUUGGAGCAGAUGGAGAGAAGGAUGGCAGAGAUGGCCAGCCACCAGCAGUCGAGCAGUGCAGGGAGUGGUGGAGCUGGGGGAGGAACAGGAGGAGGAGGCAGUGGGGGAGGAGGUGGUGGGGGAGGAAACAACAGCCAGUCACAGUGUAUAUCUGGGCAGAUUCAGGCCAGCAGUUCCUUCGAGAGCCGCGUGGUUGUGGUCUGUGAGAAGAUGAUGAGCAGAGCUUGCUGGGCCAAGUCCAAACACUUAAUCCACUCCAAGACCUUCAGAGGAAUGACCCUCCUUCACCUCGCCGCCGGACAGGGCUACGCCACCCUCAUUCAGACACUCAUCAAGUGGCGCACAAAGCAUGCUGAUAGUAUUGACCUGGAGCUGGAAGUGGACCCUCUUAAUGUGGAUCACUUUUCCUGCACACCUUUGAUGUGGGCGUGUGCUCUGGGUCACCUGGAGGCAGCGGUGGUGCUGUAUAAAUGGGACAGACGUGCCCUAGCCAUCCCGGACUCUCUGGGUCGCUUACCCCUGUCAAUCGCGCGCUCUCGCGGGCAUACUAAAUUGGCUGAAUGUCUGGAGCAGCUACAGAGGGAAGAGCAGCAACCCCCGGGCCCUCUGCCCCCCACAACACGCAUGUCUUUCUCCCCGGCCCCUGAUUCAGCCACGACAGACAGCUGGAUGGCCAGCUGGGCGAGUGACAGUAUCGUAGCACCGAGUGGCAAGAAAGGAGCUCCAACCACCACAACAACCAUGUCCAGUACCACCAGCUUAAACCCAGACUUGAGAAGGCCCAGGUCCGAGCCUUCAAACUACUACAGCAGCGAGGGCCAAAGAGACCUCCCACUAGCCAAAAAACACAAACCCAACCCGGAGCUGUUCCACACCCGGCCUGACAAGGCUGCAUCUGUUCCUCUGAGCCUAGAGCAACAACAACUCAACAAGCUAUCCCCUUCCACAAAGAGCCUGUCCUCAGAAGGCCUGAGCGCAGACAAAGGCCACCCCACAGGAGGCAGCACUGGAACAUCUAGAUGGACCUCCAGAGAGAGCUUUUCCUGUAGCAACUUGGGGAAGAAGGUGUUGGGGAUCAGUGGAGGCAGUAGCCUGGGGAGGGAGAAACUGGCCAACCGCCUGCGGCAGCGAGAUCAGCUCGGCAUGCUGGUAAUGACGGACAGAGAAAUGGCUGAUUCUGAGCUUCUUUCGUAUCGAGAGGAUCUAGAAAACCAGGCCUGUCUCACACAGAUGGAUGACCUGCAGGCAAAUAUGAUGACCCUGGCAGAGCACAUCAUUGAAGCAACGCCAGAGAGAAUCAAAAGGGAGAACUUUCCCACUACGGAAUCUGUGCCCUUAGAUACAUCAGGGGUCAGCAACACCAUGAGCUGGCUCGCAAACUACCUGGGAAACGUGGAGCAGUUGCCAAGCAUUGUUCAUCUACGGCCUCUGUACAAUGAGCCUCUGACUCCGUCCUCCAACCCUAGCUUGAGUCCUGGGGGGUCUCCAUUGGGAGAAGGGACUCUGGACAGGUCGGCGGUCCCUUCUCCAGCAGACUGGAGUGAAUUCAUCAACGCUUCCAACAGCAAGGUGGAGCGAGACCUGGCCCAGUUGACUCUGUCUGACCCGGAGCAGAGGGAGCUGUAUGAGGCUGCCCGGCUAGUUCAAACUGCCUUCCGCAAGUACAAGGGGCGGCCUCUCAGAGAGCAACAGGAAGUAGCAGCUGCAGUAAUACAACGGUGUUACAAGAAAUAUAAACAGCUAACAUGGAUAGCCUUGAAGUAUGCACUUUAUAAGAAGAUGACGCAGGCCGCCAUCCUUAUCCAGAGUAAAUUCCGCAGCUACCACGAGCAGAAGAAGUUCCAGCAGAGCAAGAGGGCUGCUGUACUCAUUCAGCAAUACUACCGCAGCUAUAAAGAGUUUGGCAGGCUGAAGCCGCGCCACAACGGGGCUGCUGCCACCCUGGUGCAGCACAAACUGAGAGGUAGUCUGCUCACAAAGAGGCAGGAUCAGGCUGCCAGGAAGAUCAUGAGAUUCCUGCGACGUUGCCGCCAUAGCCCCUUGAUGGACCAUAGACUGUUCAAGCGGGGUGAAAGAAUUGAAAAGGGCCAGGGAACAUGAGACCCCUCAGAAGAGCCCCCUUGCGAUGUGACAUCACUCUCCUAACUCCUCUUUCCACCCUUUUUUUUUGUUUCAACCUAAGACAUUUUACAAGAGAACAAAAAAAAACAUCAAUACAGACACUGUAGUUAUUACUUCUAUAGCAGUGUUACUGGUUCGGCUAGUAUUACAUCUUCAUGUUUUUUUCUACUUUUCUGUUUUUCCAUGUUCUUUCCACUGACUUGAUUUUGCUGGGAGAGUGGCAACUUCUUCUACGGGAUUACAAACUGAGACGAUAGGGGAGGGGGACAUUUGCUUCGGUGGCAUUUUUUGCACUUUUUUUCAUGGAUUGCUUCGCUCUUUUUGGAUAUAUAUAUAAAUAUAUAUAUAAAAAAAUAAUAAAAACGUUCUGGACUGUGCAGAAAGGUGACACAGAACAGGGUGGGUCUGUCAAGACGGGAGGACCUCAAAGGGACGCAGCAGAAGAUCUCAGAGGACAAACAUACCAUGCAGAAACAUUCUGGGCUCUAACUGUGUUUCCAUGAGUACUUUUUUUUAAGGUGACAAACCAUUUCAUUAUAAAAAAUAAACUAAACAAAAAGAGACUUUUUUUGAGCAAAUAUAUUGAUAACUCCCACGCCGACUGCUGUCAACUGUAUGAUAUUCAGUUUAGCUCCUUUAGCUCCGCCUGUCCUCCUGUGCGCCCCACCAGUCUGCCCACACGAGUGGAGCUACAAUUGAAUGUAGUGGGGUGGAAACACGCAGAGGCAAACUUUGGAUGAAAUAUUUAUGUUUUCUUGAAAGAAUAAGAAUAUGCUUUAUUGUAUAUAAAUAUUGUCACUUUACUUGAAUUUGUUCCAUAUUGUUCAAUGUAUUUCUCCCAUCAUGUCCGAUGUAUUGGUGAUCUGUAUCUCCAGGCUAUAUGUUGUUAAAUUCUACAAAGAAAAAAUGCAUGACUUGUUGUCAAGAAAAGUCUUUGCUUGUGUACUUAUGGUCUAGUCUCUCAGCCUAUCCUUUGUUUUUCACUUUUUCAUGUUUCCAUGCUCUCCUGCGUGAGAGCCUGUCUCAUUUUGUUUCUUUUACCCCCGUUUUCUUAGCCAAUGCCCCCCUCCGCCCCACUGAAACACCACAAAAGAACUUGCCAAUUUUGUGUUCAGGUCAUGCAGGUUAUUUUUUUUCUUUCUUCUUUUACAUGAACUUCAAAGCCUCGUGUUGGCUUUUGAGGGGAAGAUCACAUACAUUGCCUUGACGUCUUAGAGAUUCUUUGAGGGGUCCCUAAGCUUGUCCCAAAAUAGGGGUUUGACAAAUCCAUAUUUUUGACAAUUGAGUGAUUUCUGUAUAUAAAGAAGGCUGAAAGUACGUAGGUAAAAAAAAAAAAAAA
Messenger RNA from Oryzias melastigma (Indian medaka), 7893 nucleotides. RefSeq names its product calmodulin binding transcription activator 1a (gene camta1a). Gene Ontology annotation, molecular function: double-stranded DNA binding; protein binding; transcription coregulator activity. Gene Ontology annotation, cellular component: nucleus. NCBI's taxonomy places the organism in Eukaryota, Metazoa, Chordata, Actinopteri, Beloniformes, Adrianichthyidae. Bases 1023 to 6533 code for a protein of 1836 amino acids. The record is from RefSeq and is a predicted model, not a curated record. The transcript is spliced from 24 exons. Gene Ontology annotation, biological process: regulation of transcription by RNA polymerase II.